This is a messenger RNA of Plasmodium relictum, 1956 nucleotides long. It is a transcript of the gene NT2, whose product is annotated as nucleoside transporter 2, putative. The coding region runs from base 1 to 1956 and encodes 651 amino acids. NCBI's taxonomy places the organism in Eukaryota, Apicomplexa, Aconoidasida, Haemosporida, Plasmodiidae. The record is from RefSeq and is a predicted model, not a curated record. The transcript has a single exon.
AUGAAUAUUUUAAAUAUAAUAGGAAAUGAUAUAGAAGUUCAUAAGAAAUGCAACAUAGGCAACGAAAAUGAAGAAAAUCAAUUAAGUAAAAAGAAUGAAGAACAACAAUUAAGUAAAAAGAAUAAAGAACAACAAUUAAGUAAAAAGAAUAAAGAACACCAAUUAAGUAAAAAGAAUGAAGAACAACAAUUAAGUAAAGAGAAUAAAGAACAACAAUUAAGUAAAAAUAAUAAAGAACAACGAUUAAGUAAAAAGAAUGAAGAACAACAAUUAAGUAAAAAGAAUGAAGAACAACAAUUAAGUAAAAAGAAUGAAGAACAACAAUUAAGUAAAAAGAAUGAAGAAAGCAUGUUUGGUAAAAAAUGUAAAGAAACAGAAUUAAUAGAAGAAAAAGAUGAAAUUAAAGAAGAGAAAAAUAUGUAUCAGAAAUAUAGUAAAACUAAUGAUAAUGUUAUAUUUUCAAAUAUAACUUUAUGCUUAAUGGGGAUUUCAUCUGUGCUUUUGUAUUAUUAUGUAUUAAAUACAACUCCCCAUAUUCAUGCACUUUUAAAUAAAGAUAUUAUGAUAUCCUUUACAUUUUUCUUGUAUUUUUUUGUUUUAGUUAUUGUGUCAUUAAUCAGUUCCUUAUUUCUUGAAGUGAAAAUAAUUAUUUAUGAUAUAUGCUUUAUUUUGUCAUUUAUUCUUCAGCUAAUUUAUCCAUAUAUAGUAAAAUAUUAUUAUCAUAAAACUUUUUUUUUUUACUUUCUCAUAAGUUGUAUUGGUGCAAUUUGUUCAUUUUUAAAAACUAUGAUAUUUUCAAUAGCGUCUAUUGUUUUAAAUAGUUCGAAAAUCGUUUGCCUGUCAUAUGGAAUAACUGGAAUAUAUUGUUUUUUCCUUACUUCCUUAUUUUAUUAUUCUAUUAUUAAAGUUGAUGAAGAUAUACAAAAAUUACAUUUAUCCUUAUUUAUCACAUCGUCAAUUAACUGUACGUUUAUAUUAUGCACCUUCAUUUGCUAUUCAUUUUUAAAGAGAACAGAAAAUUUUAAAAGGAAGUUUAGUAUAUAUAUAGAAGAAAGAAAGAGAAGAGAAAGUGAAAGCUGUUAUUAUGAAAAAUCAGAACAAAAAACUUUAGAUACUUCUUAUUUUGUUACCAUUAAUAUGACACAAGAAAAUAUAGAUAAUAAAGAUCAGGAAUGUGCUUUAAUAAAAAAUGGAAAUAUUAGCAAAGAAAAAAAAAAAAAUGAAGAAAAGGAAAAUUCAUGUAACGCUGAUAAUCAAAUAAAAGAAAAAUUUAUAUUAAAAAAUAUCCCAUUUAAUAUAUCUAUAAAUGAUAAUGAAAAUAAUAUAGUCCCAGUACCAACAAAAAAAAAUUUUUUAAAUAAAUUUUUUUCAUAUAAAAUGCUUUUGAAGAAUUUUCUAAAACAAGCAAAACUUAAAAUAUAUUUAUAUAAAAAAGCGUUUAAUUCAUUAUUUUGUGUAUUUUACAAUAUAUUUUUGAAAAUUAUAGUUUUCCCUGUUGCUUGUCCAGAGUUAUGGACAAAAAAUGUAGAUGAACGAUACAUAUUAAUUGGAAUAGUGCAAAUAGCUGACUGCGUAAGCAGAAUUUUUCCCACAAUUGCUCAGAGUUUUCCAAUUUUUAAUUUUUUUCUUUUAUCGCAAAAAAAAAUAUUAUUAUAUUCAUUUGCAAGAACUUUUUUGUCAUUAUUAUGUUUAAUUAUUCCUUUUGCAAAAAUUUAUAUAUUUCGCAAUUUUAUUUUUAAAUGUUUACUAAUUUUUACAAAUGUAUAUCUAAAUGGAUGGUUUAUUAUUUUGUCUUUUAUAAAUAUACCUGAUGUUUUAAGAUCAGAUAAUUCAUUAAGCAACGUUGCAAUUGUUAGUAGUUUUGGAUCAACAUUACUCAGAGUUGGAUUAUUAAUAGGAUAUGGAGCUUCCACAAUUUACAAAUAUUUUUUUACACGAUAUUUGAUAUUUAUCUAA